GGUAAACAACAUGGCGGUCGCAUACAUACGUGGAUAGCGUUUUUUCCCAGAUAUUUUUCUGUUUCCCUGGAAAUUUUUUAAAGUAUCCUUUAGGCAAGAUGUACAUGCUGUAAAAAACUCCAUAUUAUUGCCAUGAGCUGGUUUGAUCCUUCGGGGUUUUCAUCUUUCGCUAAAACAGCUUUAUCUCAAGCACAAAAAUCCAUCGACAGGGUUUUGGAUAUCGAACAAGAUGAAACAAACAGUGCCGCUUCAAAAUCUUCGGCCUCAAGUGCACCAAAGUCUUCCCCAUCAUUGUCCUCAGGCACGUCUUCAAAGGAUAAUUUAACACGUAAAAAAUCAUCUUCUGCUUUAUCUGGGCAUUCUGCCUCAAAAUCAGCAAGGAAAACAUCUUCAGAUGUGGACAAUUCAAAGGAUGGUGAAAGUGAUGGGAAUUCAUUUUGGUCAUCCUUCCUUGGCGAUUCCUUUUCCUCAGCUGCAACAGAAUCCAAAACAUCAAAUCGUAGAGCUAGUGGACAGAAACUUGGUUCCCGAAUAAGUGGUGGAAAAAUGAAAAACAGUGUUGACAGACAGGACAGUGAGGAUGCUAAAAUAUUGAAAGAUGAAGACAAUUUGCCAAGAGCAUUAAAACAUCAGAGUAAGAAGAACAGUGUGACUGACACUAGUACAAGAUCAAGUGAGCAAUCCCAAGCACCCCAGACUUCAUUACCUGUGAGGGAAGAUUUGGCAAAUGUUGGGUGGGACAUUUCUGAACCGGAUAAAAAUAGCACUGUGGCUGUCAAUUUUCAAGAGGCUAAGGAACUUACAGAAAGUCCUGGAAAGGGAGAGUUGAAUACACACAAGUCACCUGUUAUGCCUGCUCUAAGAGGGAGCAAAUUGAAAUCACAGCAAUCAAAACGUUCAUCUACCAGUAAGAGUAGAAAAGAGAAUAAAGAAGUACUUAGCACUGAAAAUAAUGUGUGCAAGAACAAUAUUGAAAAUGUUGAGCAAGAUGCAUUGAUUGUUGAACAUGACAAAACACCUGAUGAUAAAUCAGAGUCUGUGAAUGAACACCUUAGUACAGAAACUGUGCAGUCUAUUCCACUUCAAAAUAAUACAGAUUCACCUGAUGCAAAUGAGAAUGAACUGGACUAUUCUGAAAAGACAGAUGGUUUUACUAUCUCAGUUGAAACUGGUGAAAAAGCUCCUGAUGUGGAUAGCUCCGACAUUUCUCAGUCAUUGCUUAAAAAUUCAACAGGAAACAAUGUUGUGGGAGAAAUUAAACAUGAGGAAGCUGUACAAAAUCUACAAGAAAGUGUUAAACCUGUGGCUAGUUCAACACCAAAACACUAUGCUAAGGAGCAGAAAUUCACAUCACUAGGUACAGCAAUGAAACCUGAAAUGGAACCUACUGAUGAACACGAAGAAGCUUCAAAUGACAAGGGAGACCUACAAGCAUAUUCAUGUAAUCCAGAAUCUCCAAUUCCGCAGAGCAAAGAAAGCAACACAUUGUCAGAAAAUGUAGUAGAAUUGUUUGCAGAAGCUGCAUCUGUUGUUCAAGAUAAAAGAUUGUUGGAGGACAAAUCACAACAGGAAGUUCAAGAACAUACUUGCAUACAUCCUGAAACAGGAAAGGUGGUCGAUAUGUUGUCAUCACAACAGCCAAGUACAAAUGAUGAUGAAAAAAGGCAAGAGAAGAUGUAUGUGAUGGGAGAUGAUCCUAAUUCUACUGAAAGCACAGAAGACACAAAGAGGAAAAUAGAAGAGCUGCAAAAUGAAAUUUGUAGCCUCAAGCAUGUGAUUGAAGUACGUGAGAAUAAGCUGGUUGAAGUUAGCAAAGAAAAUAUUGACCUUCAAGAAACAUGUGCUGUACUGAGGAGUCAGCUGAAACAAGCUGAAGAUGCAUUUAGGGAAGAGGAUGAGGAAAUUGAGGAAGUGAGAAAAGAGUUCACUGUUCGAGUUGCUGCCACAGAGAAGAAAUUUCAAGCUGCGGCAAAGGAACGGGAUCAGUUAAGGGCACUUUUAGAAGAGACUGAAAAUUCUUUGUCCUCAAAGAAUGAGCAGCAAUCUGAAGAGUUUACAACCCUACUCAAGGAAAAAGAUGAUCAAAUUUCUCAGUUACUAGAAGAAGGUGAAAAAUUGUCUAAACAGCAACUUCAAAGCAACAAUAUUGUCAAGAAACUGAGAAGUAAGGAAAAGGAGAAUGAUGCACUGAUCAAGAAAAAUAGCAAAUUAUUGGAGGAAAUGACAGCUGAAAAUACCAGACUGACUGAAAUCCUGAAGGUUAAGGAAGAAACAGAGAGAAAACAAGCAGAUGCCAUAACGCAACUCAAUAGCUAUGUUGAAAAGCAAGACACACAAGUUAGCAAACUGAAGUCUGAAUUAGAUGAUUCAGCGGAGAAGAUUAGAAGUAUGCAAGCUGCACUGGACAAUGCUUACAAGCAAUUGGCAGACCUACACAAAGAAAAUGCUUCUAAAGAUAGCGCAGUACAGGAAGCUGCUCUCAGUGCUGAAAUGACUGCAAAGGAAGGUCUACGGAUUGCAAUGGAGAAAAAAGAAAGACAGUUUAAGAGUGAAACGGAGGCAUUAGAAUUCCAGAUCAGUGACCUUCAAACUGGACUGCGUCGGGCUGAACAGCAGGCCAGUAGAAGAGAAGACAAUCUACGUCAAGAAAUAAGUGAUCUACAACAGAGGUUACAGGAAGCAGAAGCUCGUAACCAGGAACUCACUGAAAGUGUCUCUUACGCAACAAGACCACUAUUAAGGCAGAUUGAGAACCUACAGAGCAGCUAUGGAAAUCACACGCAAACUUGGGAAAGAGUGGAGAGGAAUUUAACGGAGAGGCUUAAUGAGGCUCAGGUUCAACUAGCCGAGGCCCAGGAAAAGGAGCGCGUAGCCACAGAACAUGCGCUGGAGUUGAACUCCCGCUUGACAGCUGUGGAGUCACAGCUGGCGACAUACCGACAAGACAAGUCACGACUGGAGGCUACAUUGGAGAUGGAACGAACGAGACUGGAAACUGCUGAGGAAGCGAGAAGCAGGGAAACUGCUAAGAUAGAGGCAUUGGAGAUUAAAUACAGAAAAAUGAUGGAGGAUAACAACUUGGAGAAGGCUUUACUUGAACAACAACUCGCCGUAGAGAAAGGCAAAAUGGAAACAGAAAAGAAGAAGUUUCAACACGCCAUGGAAGAGAAAGAGAGAAGUUUACUUCGACAAUCUAGUAUUUCAGGAGCACCUCCCUCUCCCACGGCCAGGGACGACUCUUCGCAGGACGAAAAUCCCGUUACCUCCCCUCACAGGCCACGACAGGGUAGCACCAGUAGUGUUAUUGAUGGCAUAUCGAGGGGAAUCAUGGGAGCUGGCACCGCCAUGGUCGAGAGACUGCAGGCUCAGGUCAAACAAAAAGAUGGCGAAAUUCUACUUUUACAGGAAGAGAUAACUACGCUACAAAAAACACGCGAUGCCGUCACAGAAGAACUAGCGACACUCACUUCGAAAAUGGAGAGUCUGGAGGAAGAUAGUAGACUUUUAGCUGACCUACAAACACGAUACAAGGAGCUUGAACAACGUCAUAACGCCGUGCUUCAAAUGUACGGUGAGAAAGCUGAGCAGGCUGAAGAACUGAAAAUGGACUUGGAAGAUGUCAAAUCCAUGUAUAAACAACAGAUUCAGGAACUCCUGGGAGCCGCAAGAUGACACCAGCGUAGAGAUGAAGAAGAUUAUUUGCGAUCAGUCCAUUCUGUCGAAGACGAAAAAUUACAUCUAAAGAGCGUUUAUUUGGACUCAUUAUGGACUGAGAAUGAUUGGGAUAGUGUGGCCAUUCGGCCUUAAUCGUUUUAAUUACCACUCUUAUUCGUCGAUUAAUUUGAAGCUUCAACAUCCCCCCCAGGCAACCCCCUGCGCAUUUGAACUUUUGAAGAUUGGUUUGUCUAAAUCCUCUCCCCCGGGGGCAAAAAUUGAGUUCAAAUCCUCCACUCCCUUUCCUUUUUUUGUUAAAAGUUAAAUCAGGGACAGUGACUUUCUACACAUUGACCAAGCUUUAUGACUGAGACCUUGUAGACUUUUCAUUUUGGGGUAUUCGAUUGCGAAAGUGAACUUCGGUAUUUAACACUUUAAAACGCCUUCAUAUUUAAAAGAUAUAAGACUUGUAUUCCGCUAGAGAGACUGGAUACUUUAGGUUCAAUUU
Messenger RNA from Pocillopora damicornis (cauliflower coral), 4162 nucleotides. Its product is annotated as TATA element modulatory factor. Lineage: Eukaryota; Metazoa; Cnidaria; Anthozoa; Scleractinia; Pocilloporidae. Gene Ontology annotation, cellular component: endoplasmic reticulum; Golgi apparatus. The record is from RefSeq and is a predicted model, not a curated record.